Molecule: messenger RNA, 1900 nt
Organism: Amoebophrya sp. A25
Lineage: Eukaryota; Dinophyceae; Syndiniales; Amoebophryaceae
Source: the annotation of a GenBank genome assembly
CAAAGAAACAAGCAUUCGACGUAUAAUUCAUACCGGUACCCUCCGAGGGCCGACGAGAAAGUAGUAAGCCAGGACGUCGAGGUUGUACUAUUGUUGAUUUUUCUUAUAUUAAAGAUUUGACUCAUCUUCUUUAUCUUUGUUUAUUUAAGCCGAAGAAAAAAUGCUCAAACAAUUAUGCCAUACGUGUCCUCGUACGAGUGCUUCGAGCUGCACUUUAUCCGGCGUCAGACAGUUGAUGGAGCUGUCACGAACGGUAUCCUCCAGCUCGUCGUCCAGCAAUAGCAGAAAUGCUUGCUCCGUGUUUCCGAACAGAAACGCUUGUGCUGGACCGAAGUCUUGGAGCGACGCCUACAGUUAAGGGUUAAGGGUAGGUUAAAGGUGCUUUUCUUACCGCUUUUUAUGCCUCUCUCUCUUAGGAUGAGAAAGGCAUAACAAGCGGGGUAAGCGAGCACCAAAAACCUACCUGUAAAAGGGUUAGACCACAUUGAAGUCUUCACUACCAUCCUUGACUUUUUUUCCAGUAGGAAAAGGGUGGUCAGGGAUGAUCUGAAGAAUGCAAUGUCGCAACCUCUAAUACAACGCCAGAGCUUCAAGAGGUUUUGCGACCAUCACAGACGUAGAGGCAUCAAAGGGUGCGGGAAAGAGGCCUCUGGAGACGUGGGAAGAAAUAGAUCAACACUAUGUGAAAGCUCCUAGUUUGGAGAACUACAAGCGACCGAAAAAUGCUCCUCUCCCUACCGAUUUGAAGCGAAGCGACUAUCACCAGUUCAUGCGAGGGAAGCCAUGUAUCGUUGUCGUCCCUUGUUAAACACGCAUGCAUGCUAUAUUUAGAUAGAAGUAGCGUAAGAUCAUCCUAGAAGAUGACGAUGAUGAAGAUGCUGAUGAUGAUGAUGUUUACCUCAGGAAACGGUACAUCAAUUAUCAAGUACAACAGCGUGAACAUCCAUUUCAUCCUCCACCUACAUCCUUAAACAGCGCGAUGGCAGCGACAAUUGAUCGGUCCUGCAGUUGGGUCUGCGCUUUUCUGCUUCUGCGUAUGCGAGUUUGCCUAUGCAAUGUACUGUCUAUACCCACGACUCCUGUGAUGUAUCAUGUGUGAGUGCCUAGUUGUUUGCUAGUUCAUCUUGUAGACAUGAACAUGAUUAAAAUUUUUUUGAUCAUGAUUUUUUUGAUCACGCUUGCUGGCUCUGUGACUACAUCAACCCCUAAGUAGUACUUGUUCUACAACCUCAAUAGCCAACGUUCCGGUUUGUUCGGUCUUUGGAUGAAUCAGAAAUAGGACAGUUCUGUUUCUUCAUUGAAGGUUCAAACUAAAGCCCGAUGAUUUCGAGUGGAUUGAGGAAGAGCGAGCACGCGCCAAGGCUGCUCGUGGUAUCCUCGAUAUUCAGAUGCUGAAAAAUGAAAAGCUAAGAGAACAGAAAGCGGUGAUGUUGUCUUCCGGUGGAGGAGUGCCGGUGGGCGAGGAAGCAUGAGCGACUGCGGCGAUCAUAUCUUGUUUUAAAGGAGGCCUGCUCCUACUGGGCGAGGAAUCAUCUUGAUCAACAUCUCGUCUGCAUGGGAAGAUCUGAACAAGAGACGGACGAGGACCAUACAGCGACACGGGAAGGGGCUAUAGAAAGAGUGACUUCCCGCUCUAUUCCCUCACGUGAAUUUAUCCGUGGUUCGUGCAUCACCACUUUCUCGUCUCUUUCAUGAUUAUAGUACUGAGUAGAUGAAGAGAUGUUGUAGAUAAUUAUUCUCCUCGUCGGACACCGACUCCGAGGACGAACAAAAUCAAGAUCUUCUACCAAACUACUCGUGAAGAACGAAAAAUAUGUACGUCUUCAUUGAAGAAGCUUCAUUGAAAGAACUAUCAGUAUCACGUUGCGCCGCAGUGCGUCAUGAAGAGCCAGGACCCAUG